Penicillium diatomitis is the source of this 2688-nucleotide messenger RNA. Its product is annotated as chloride channel protein. Gene Ontology annotation, cellular component: endoplasmic reticulum; membrane; early endosome. Gene Ontology annotation, biological process: transmembrane transport; intracellular iron ion homeostasis; chloride transport. NCBI's taxonomy places the organism in Eukaryota, Fungi, Ascomycota, Eurotiomycetes, Eurotiales, Aspergillaceae. The transcript has 7 exons. Gene Ontology annotation, molecular function: voltage-gated chloride channel activity. The coding region runs from base 1 to 2688 and encodes 895 amino acids. The record is from RefSeq and is a predicted model, not a curated record.
AUGAUAUCUGAGAAGGGAGACUCUCAGAUUGUGUUCAGUACGUCUAACGCAAAGAUCAAGCACAACGUGAAUGUCGAUACUAUGACCUCAACACGCUCCUCCUCUACCAAUUUGAGGUCGCCAUCCAUCGCCGAUGACCCUCGCAUACUGCGUAGGGUCUCCGGUCUUUCAUUCGCUUCGACUGUUGACCCCGAAACCGCACCUGGAGCGUCAAUACCUCAAGGGCCCACGAUAACGGAUGAAAUCAGUGAGAUCAAGCGCUAUGAGGAUUUUACUACUAUUGACUGGGUACAAGAUGCAGUCAACGAACAAAAUGCUCGCCGAGCAAAGCGACAAAUUGGGGGCGGUUUCUGGGACCAAGAGGGUGUAUUGGGCUGGCGACGAAAGGUACGAGAGUCCUAUGACGCGGGGCAGGCCUGGCUCGUGGUGACUCUUGUCGGUAUGGCGAUUGGGCUCAAUUCGGCUGUGUUGAAUAUUAUCACCGAGUGGCUUUCCGAUAUCAAGCUGGGACACUGUACAACGGCAUUCUAUCUAAACGAAUCAUUUUGCUGCUGGGGGGCAGAAGGAGGUUGCUCGGAUUGGAAGCACUGGACGUCCUUUUGGCUGAUCAACUAUGUGGUCUACUUUUUCUUUGCAGUUUUGUUCGCCUUUGUCGCGGCAACACUUGUCAAGUCUUUUGCUCCGUAUGCUGCAGGAUCCGGCAUCUCGGAGAUCAAAUGCAUUAUUGCUGGAUUUGUCAUGAAGGGCUUUCUAGGAGGCUGGACACUCCUGAUUAAGUCAAUCGCUCUGCCACUAGCCAUUGCCUCCGGUCUUUCCGUGGGAAAGGAGGGCCCAAGCGUGCACUUUGCUGUGUGCACCGGAAAUGUGAUAUCACGGUUUUUCGACAAGUACAAGCAGAGCGCAUCCAAGACAAGAGAGAUCAUGACUGCUUCAGCGGCAGCUGGAGUAGCUGUUGCCUUUGGAAGUCCCAUCGGGGGAGUUCUCUUUUCCUUAGAGGAAAUGGCAAAUUAUUUUCCCCUCAAGACUUUAUGGCGCAGCUAUUUCUGUGCUCUAGUGGCCACCAGUGUCCUUGCUGCCCUCAACCCAUUCAGAACGGGUCAACUGGUCAUGUUCCAAGUCUCUUAUGAUCGGACGUGGCACUUCUUUGAACUGAUCUUCUUCGUCUUCAUCGGUAUAUUUGGAGGCCUCUACGGCGCAUUCGUGAUCAAGUGGAACCUGCGAGUUGCAGCGUUCCGGAAGAAGUAUCUUUCCCAGUGGCCCAUUACCGAGUCGCUGGUGCUUGCGGCGCUCACAGCUAUCCUUUGCUAUCCCAACAUGUUUCUGAAGAUCAACAUGACCGAGAUGAUGGAGAUUCUUUUCCAAGAAUGCGAAGGAGGACAUGACUAUAAUGGAAUUUGCGAGAGCAAGCAUCGUUGGUGGACUGUGCUCUCCCUGGCUAUUGCUACGAUGCUGCGUACCGUGCUGGUAAUCAUUUCGUAUGGCUGCAAAGUACCCGCUGGUAUCUUCGUUCCAUCGAUGGCGAUUGGAGCCUCAUUUGGUCGCAUGAUCGGCAUCAUGGUACAGGCGCUCUACGAAGCUUUCCCGAACUCUGCAUUCUUUGCCUCAUGUAACCCGGACGUGCCUUGCAUUACUCCUGGGACGUAUGCUUUUCUCGGUGCUGGUGCGGCACUGAGCGGCAUCAUGCAUUUGACCGUCUCGGUCACGGUCAUUAUGUUUGAACUGACCGGUGCUUUGACCUAUAUCCUACCGACGAUGAUUGUGGUUGGCGUGACCAAAGCUGUUGGAGACAGAUUUGGAAACGGAGGUAUCGCCGACCGAAUGAUCUGGUUCAACGGGUUCCCGUUCUUGGACAAUAAAGAAGAUCACGUCUUCAACGUGCCCGUCUCGCACGCCAUGACGACAGACCCGCUGACGUUGCCGGCAGCUGACUUCCCCGUGCGGGAGGCAGAGCAUUUACUGAACGACAACAGAUUUCAAGGCUUCCCGAUAGUGGAAGACCGUACGAGCAAGAUCCUCGUCGGCUAUAUAGGUCGCACUGAACUUCGGUACGCCAUCGAUCGUGCCCGCAGUCAGGGCUUACUCUCACCCCGAGCUCGAUGCAUCUUCACCGCAGAAGCGGCCGAGGCAAACGCCACACGAAGUGCGUCCGUCUCGCAGCAGCAGCAGCGAGCCCCCGACACAACCUUUGAUGAGAUCCAAGCCACUGUCGGUGCCGGGGUCGUUGAUUUCUCACGCUACGUCGACCACACCCCGUUGGCCGUACACCCACGUCUCCCCCUCGAGACCGUCAUGGAGAUCUUUAAGAAGAUGGGGCCUCGAGUGAUUCUCGUUGAGCGACACGGCCGCUUAACAGGUCUGGUGACUGUCAAGGAUUGUUUGAAAUACCAAUUCAAGGUUGAGGCGGAGGAGCAUGCGCUGGCGGCGACAAGCGCGGCUGAGUUCUCAUCGGCUCCACUGGGCGGCCACAUGAACGCCCCUGCGCAAGAAGCCCUGGAGGAUCGGCUCUGGCACUUGAUUCUGACAAUCGCUGGGUUCGUCAGUGGAUCUAUUCGCUCCAGGGGACCUGUCAGAUUGCAGGAACCAGCUCGACAUGGUAGAGCAAUGGAGGCAGAAGGGAUAUCGGAUGGGACUACGGCAGAUGGGGUUGUAGAGUUGCAAGAGAGAGAUGAGCGACAUCGCGGACUUUGA